Messenger RNA from Kockovaella imperatae, 1253 nucleotides. RefSeq lists its product as hypothetical. Gene Ontology annotation, molecular function: NADP binding. The coding region runs from base 81 to 1184 and encodes 367 amino acids. The record is from RefSeq and is a predicted model, not a curated record. Lineage: Eukaryota; Fungi; Basidiomycota; Tremellomycetes; Tremellales; Cuniculitremaceae. The transcript has 3 exons.
UCUACGUUCAUCCAUCAGGACAAGAAGCGAUACACUGGUCAUUACCUUGAAUUCAGAGGACCCUCCUUGACACGCUGAACAUGCCUUACAGAACCAUCGGCAUCCUCUAUCCUGGUGCUAUGGGAGCCUCUCUGGCUUGGACACUUCAUACCCGAGUGCCCAACCUUGAGCUUUUGACGUCUUUGGCAGGUCGAUCAAAAGCGACGAAAGAUCGAGCUAGGAGUGCCGGACUCGUCGACGUAGAGUUAUCCGAGCUGGUCGCUCGAUCAGAUAUCAUUAUCUCCAUCUUACCUCCUUCUGCUGCGUUAGACAUGGCGAGAGCGGUCCUCGAGCAUCUCCCACCUCUGAGCAAAGACUCUCCUCCGCCAGUGUAUAUCGAUGCCAAUGCCAUUUCUCCAGGGACAGUGGAAUCUAUUGGAAAGUUGUUGAAGGAACAUCAAAUGCCAUUCAUAGAUGGUUGUGUGAUUGGGGGACCGGCGAAAGAAGGCUACGAUCCGAUGAUCUAUCUUUCCACCGAAUCGUCCCAUGAGAGUAUCCUCCAGGACGUCGCCUCGGUCUUAUCUGGACAAUCUGAUUCAGAGGGCCACAGAGGACUCUUGGUCGAAGUGAUGCGUGGUGCUGGACAGGGUGCGGCCAGUGCGCUCAAGAUGGCUUAUGGAGGGAUCAAUAAAGGGACCACGGGAUUGGCAGUGUUGAUGGUGUUAGCUGCUCACGCUCAUUCACCUGAAACCGCCGAAGCCCUCGUCAAGGAACUAGCGAGAUCUCGACCGGACGCUUUGAAAGGGUUCAGUAGUGGAUUCGAAGCGGUCAUACCAAAAGCAUACAGGUUCGUAGGUGAGAUGGAAGAAAAUGCCUCGUUCAUUCGCACCGCUCUUUCUUCACUCCCUGGUUCCGACAAACACGAAGCAGAGGCCGUAGCGAAUACUUAUGAAGGUCUAGCCAAAGUCUUUCAACGAGUCGCCGAUAACGUACGCUAUGGCGAAUCCGCGUCCUCGAACAAAACAGAGACAGAGGCUGUCACUUCUUCUUCCUCGGACGAAACUACGGGAGUAUCGACAACCGGAGUAUCAACGACCGACCUGUCUCCUGCAGCUCGUGAGGCCCGAGCGAGCGAGAUACAAGUCAUGAAGCAUUUCUCUGCGCGUGGAAGGGAGCUCUUACAUGGCAACAACAGCAAGCGAUGAGACGCACAAGCAGGGUCAGAGCUGAAUAUCAUGGCUGAUCGGAUACAAUAUGCAUAUACAGUUAUGAAG